Messenger RNA from Paraglomus brasilianum, 417 nucleotides. The record is from the annotation of a GenBank genome assembly. NCBI's taxonomy places the organism in Eukaryota, Fungi, Glomeromycota, Glomeromycetes, Paraglomerales, Paraglomeraceae.
AUGGCUUUCCCCAAAUUCCUAAGACUUUUGGCUAUUCUUGUUGUAAUGUUUGCGGCCUUGGCUAUUUGUAGUCCAACCUCAAAUUUGAAUAAAAGACUCCAUGGUGCUGUCCUUCAUGUCCCAGCUCCAGGCUCCGGUCCGUGGGCUAUCAAAUCUAUCCAGAAUGUCAGUUGGUGGUGUAUUAAGUGUAGUUCAGCAGACUCGGUAAUUAUUGAAAUUAUCAAAAACGGUAGAAACGGUAAAACUGUCGUAUUUACCACAACGGGUGUAAAUGCCAAUUCCGGUACGAAGGACUUUGUAGUUGAUCCAAAGUGGGCUACUGUUGGUGAUAAAUUCUUUGUUAGAGUAACCGAUAAACAGCAUCCAAAUGUUUCUGGAAAGAGUUCGACAUUUACAGUUUUUAAAACUCAAGGAUAA